Molecule: messenger RNA, 1349 nt
Organism: Carassius gibelio (silver crucian carp)
Lineage: Eukaryota; Metazoa; Chordata; Actinopteri; Cypriniformes; Cyprinidae
Product: high affinity immunoglobulin epsilon receptor subunit gamma
Exons: 5
Coding region: 108-398 (96 amino acids)
Biological process (GO): cell surface receptor signaling pathway
Cellular component (GO): Fc-epsilon receptor I complex
Molecular function (GO): IgE receptor activity
Source: RefSeq, a predicted model, not a curated record
CCCUUUUGUUGGCCUCUGAUGUGCUUUACACAUCUGUUCACUGAAAGUUGUCUUUGGAGGUGUGCGUCCCGUGAGGUUGUACGCAGAAGCAAAGCCAAGAUUUGAAGAUGAUGAUGAUGAAGGUGGGGUUGCCCUUCUCUCUUCUUUCUAUCUGGCUCAGCUUCGGUAGUGCUGAUGCGAUGAGUUUGAAGGAGCCGCAGAUUUGCUACAUCUUGGACGCGGUUCUGCUCAUCUAUGGGAUCGUUCUCACGGUCCUGUACUGCAGAAUGAAGAUGCGAAGCAAACAAGCAGAAAAACGUGCAGGGAAGAAAGAAGGCGGCGAAGGCGUUUAUGAGGGUCUCAAGCCUCACAAUCAGGACACGUACGAGACCAUCAAAAUGAAAAAAGGCAAAAAAUGAGACUCGAGGCUAAAGGAGGAAAGCAAGUUUCUGGACUGGUCAUCUUAAGCAUGUCUCUGUAAAUAAGCUCUCAUAAGAAUAUUUUGUUUAUACUGAAAUAACUUUUGGUAAUCACUUGCAUCAGGCUUUUUGUUUGCUGUUACUUUGGCAGGCAGACACCGAUAAUCAAACGAUUGUGUGAUUAUUCUAUUUGUUUAAUAUAGUUUAGUUUUAAUUUUUUUUGAUGAAUGUAUCUUUGUUUGCUUUUAAACUACAUUUGAAGCUUCUGAGAUGUCUACCACAGCUGCGUGUCACUAUUUUUCGAGGCUAACUUCCUGCUCUAGCUUCAACAUGCCACCAACAAACACCACAGAGUCCGAGUCAUUUCCUGUUUUAAAGAGUACAUGAGUGGUCUGACAAAAAGUGCAUCUGACUUUGACCACAGGUGUGAGAGAUGGAAACAGAGCUGCGUUUGGUUGUAUACGUGUGGAGGCCUUUUCUUUCCACUGGUUUAAUAAGCACUCAUAUUGUUCUGCUGUGUGGCGCAAUACAUUUUUUCUGCUACACGUGACUUCUGAGAAAACAAUUAUGAAAAAAAAAAAAUAUAUAUAUAUAUAUAUAUAUAUAUAUAUAUAGCAUUGAUGGUCAGAAUUUAUUUACAUUUAUUAUGAGUAUUUAAUUAAAUAUGUUCAAAAUGUAAUUAUUUUGUCCAGUUAUGCUUACAUGUUUUUUGUUUUUUUUGGGGUGGCCAAAAUCUCAUACUGUCAUCACGAAAUGGUUUCAUUUCCUUUCCAGAGAAUAAUCAGUUUCAGUUCUUACAUUUGCAGAUAGUGAUGAUGAUACCCAGUCCUACUCUUCUUGUAUAAUGACAUUUCCAGGUUUUAUUUUAUUUUGUCAAAAUAAAAUUUUUUCUAAGAAUAUUAAACGGACAUUUUUUUGGACCUUUUGAAAAUUACAAAAAAAUGAAAUGUU